Molecule: messenger RNA, 282 nt
Organism: Funneliformis caledonium
Lineage: Eukaryota; Fungi; Glomeromycota; Glomeromycetes; Glomerales; Glomeraceae
Source: the annotation of a GenBank genome assembly
AUGUCUUCAACUACUUUAAUUUCUGACUUGAGUUCAGCGGAUAUAGCUAAUAUAGAAUAUGAGACUGUAGUAGUACAACUUUUUAAAUGUUUUGAUGAACCUAAUAAUGGUUCUCCUUCAAGGAAUGCGAAUAAUCGUCCUCAUGCGAAAAUCAUUUGUGAGUGUCAAGCUUUUUCUAAAAACAAUUAUGAGAAUAACUGUUCAUCAGGUGAUGAUCCAUCAGUAGAAGGUGUAUUAUCACAAAAUGUAACUUUAGCAAGAGCAGAAGUGUAUGUCAUGGAG